AUGUCUCAACCAUCUAUCCUUAUCGUCGGUGGAGGAGCCUUUGGGACCUCCACGGCAUACCAUCUCUCUCAUCGGGGAUAUGCCGACGUGACAAUUCUCGAUCGCUUUGCUGCUCCAUCAAAAGACGCGGCAGCAACGGAUCUGAACAAGAUCGUCCGUUAUGAUUAUCCAAACCCGCUUUAUACCAAGCUCGGGCUGGAGGCCAUGCGUGUAUGGAAGGAUCCAAACUCCUUGUUUCGUGACUUGUUUCGCCCAACCGGAUGGAUUAUGUCUGCCCACGAAAUGACUCGCGAUUUUCUGAAAGCUGCGUAUGAAAGUGGUGUAAAGGAAAAGCGCAAGGGGGUGAAGUGGAUGAGUAUUGCUGAGACCAAGAGCAAAUGGCCUGAAUUCACGGGUUCCUUUGAUGGGUGGACAAAUUUGUGGAGUCCAGAAGCUGGAUGGGUCCCUUCUGGCGAGGCACUUCUUCGUUUCGCGACUGCGGCUCAAGCGAAUGGAGUCAAGUAUGUAUCUGGCAAUGCUGGAUUUGCAAAGAAGAUCCUCUAUAACGACGAGGGAGCUUGUGUUGGCGUCCUCACUGCAAACGGACAAGCCCAUCUCGCUGACAUCGUCAUUCUCUGCACGGGAGCCAACACCGCGACUCUUAUUGACGCGAAAGAUGAAAUCGUGGCAAGGUCCCACUGUGUUGGUAUUAUGCAACUGACUCCCGACGAAGUCGAGAAGUACAAGAAUCUUCCGAUCGUUGACGACUUUGAGCAAGGAAUCUUGUUCCCGCCUGAUGCCAACGGACUUUUGAAGAUUUGCAGUUGCCGGUUUAUAACCAACUACUACAAUUCGUUCGUUGCGGGAGCAUCCAUAGGGCAUUCCCACGCCGAUUAUCCGGAAGAUGGUGUGCCUCGAGAGAUCGAAGAAGAAAUGCGCUCUUUCGUGCGUGACAUGAUUCCCGACCUAGCGGAUAGACCGUGGGUUUCCACCCGGAUGUGCUGGGACGGAGACACCAAGGACGUCAACUUCCGAGUUUGCCCUGCGCCCAAGGCUAAAAACCUCUUCGUUGCCACUGCGGGAUCUGGACAUGGAUUCAAGUUCAUGCCUAUCAUUGGCAAAUAUAUCGCGGACAUGUUAGAGGGCACCAUGAGUAAGGAUUAUGUGGAAUUAUGGAAAUGGCGAUUCGGUGCAAUUCCACCGAGGACUGGAAAGGAGCCUCAUCCAUGGCCACAAAGAGAUCUUGGAGAGCUCAGUGGGUGGAAGGGAAGAAACAAGCGUCUGAUCCAGGGAAAACUUUAA
This is a messenger RNA of Penicillium brevicompactum, 1281 nucleotides long. Its product is annotated as NAD(P)/FAD-dependent oxidoreductase. The transcript has 4 exons. Bases 1 to 1281 code for a protein of 426 amino acids. The record is from RefSeq and is a predicted model, not a curated record. NCBI's taxonomy places the organism in Eukaryota, Fungi, Ascomycota, Eurotiomycetes, Eurotiales, Aspergillaceae. Gene Ontology annotation, molecular function: sarcosine oxidase activity; flavin adenine dinucleotide binding; saccharopine oxidase activity.